This is a messenger RNA of Coniophora puteana RWD-64-598 SS2, 1306 nucleotides long. Its product is annotated as arylalcohol dehydrogenase. The transcript is spliced from 7 exons. The coding region runs from base 1 to 1056 and encodes 351 amino acids. Lineage: Eukaryota; Fungi; Basidiomycota; Agaricomycetes; Boletales; Coniophoraceae. The record is from RefSeq and is a predicted model, not a curated record.
AUGCCUGCACAGAUCCAAGCUCCAGUCCCUAAGCCUGACAACCGCCUUGCGCGGUACAGGGCUCUCGCUCCCUCUGCAUCGGUCCAUGUUUCACCCCUGCAGCUCGGUGCGAUGAGCAUCGGCGACAAGUGGGCUGACUUCGGCUUCGGCAGCAUGGACAAGGAGUCGUCCUUCAGGCUUCUCGACGCGUUCUACAACGCCGGCGCGACGAAGUAUUCGACCAACUACUUUGACGGCGACACAUCUGUCAAGCAGCAGCAGCUAUUCGCUGGUAACAACUUCAAGUCCCUUUACUUGAGCGUAGAGGCCAGCUUGAAGAAGUUGAGGACGUCGUACAUCGAUAUCAUCUAUCUUCACUGGUGGGACUAUGAAACCUCAAUCGAGGAAGUAAUGAAUGGCCUGCAUAGUCUUGUACAGCAGCACAAGGUACUUUACCUGGGUAUCUCUGAUACGCCAGCCUGGGUUGUCGCCAGAGCGAACCAAUGGGCUCGAGACCAUGGCAAGACCCAGUUCGUCAUCUACCAAGGUGCAUGGAGUGUCAUGCAACGCGACUUUGAGCGCGAGAUUGUGGGCAUGGCCAGGGCGGAGGGCAUGGCUUUGGCGCCUUGGAACGUACUAGCUGGUGGGAAGCUGCGCACUGACGCAGAGGAGGAGCGCCGCCGAAAAACCGGCGAAAAGGGCAGGGAUCCUUUUGGCAUCGGAUGGGAGCGUACAGAGACGGAGAAGAAAAUGAGCGCUGCUCUGGAAAAGAUCGCCAAGGAAGUUGGAGCGAAACACAUCACCUCCGUUGCCAUCGCAUACUUGCUGCACAAGACGACAUACGUUUUCCCCAUUAUUGGUGGCCGUAAGAUCGAGCAUAUGGAGGCCAACAUCGAGAGCCUGUCUAUCCGUCUUACCCCCGAACACAUGAAGGAGUUAGAGAACGCCGUUCCGUUCAACGUCGGGUUCCCUUACGAUUUCUUCGGUAAUGGUUCCGAGCAUAACUUCAUCAUGAAGGCUGCGGGGUGGAUGGAAAAGCAGCCCGUUGCUCCUCCCAUAACCCCGGAGCUGGACUAAGCUGCGUCGAUGCUACAGAUGAAGUCUUUGGUCACAUUUGAAUGGAAGGCGCUUAGCUUCUUGUGUAGUGACUAUCCGCCAAUUAUUAGGUGGUUGCAAACAAGUUGGUAAGAAAGUUCAAAAGGGAGCGCGGUGGCGUGGGAAAGUCCAGUUCAAACAUGUUCAUUCUUCGCUUCUUUCCGAGGUAUUAUUUACCCUUGUUGUUCGAAUGGACUCUCGGUGAGCCCAUAAGAGUCCACAAGACGAAGGC